AUGCCUGUACCCCUUGAUCAGCCCCCAGCCCCUGGCAGCCCUUCUCCUUCUGCUCAAUACCUCUCCCGUGAGCCUCCAGGAAGCCGCUACCCAACCACCGCAGUUGACCUGAAAGACAAAACCGCCCCCCACCUCCCCGCAGACCCCUUGUCAAAUGCCCUGCUCUUUCUGCAGGUGGAUGACGCCUCCUGGAGGCUGGGGACAUCCCAUCAGUCCGUGACCUGGGAUUUCCUUCUGGUGGGACUCUUCAGCCACACGGGGCCACACCUGGUCCUCCUGUCCCUCGUGGUCACCGUGUUCGCCCUGGGCCUCCUGGGCAACACCGCCCGGCUCUGGCUGAUCCACGCGGACUCCAGGCUCCCGGUGCCCAGGUACUUCCUGCUCAGCCAGCUGGCUCUGCUGGACAUUGGAUUUCCGCUGGUCACCGUCCCCAAGAUGGUGGCUGGCUUCCUGCGGGGAGACAGCUCCAUCUCCUCCGCAGGGUGCGCCGCUCAGAUGUUCUUCCUGAUGCUCAUGGGCGUCUCUGAGGGCGUCCUGCUGUCCCUCAGGUCCGAUGACCGCUACGUGGCUGUGUGCCACCCACGGCACGAUGCCGUGCUCAGGAGGCGACAGGUCUGCCUCUCCUGGCUCUCGGGCGUGCUGGUGGCCUCCGUCCAGACCUGUGUGGCCCUGCGCCUGCCCUGCUGCGCCUCACCGGGACAGCGUGGUGUCCCUCUUCUACAGCCUCGUCACCCCACCCUCAGCCCCCUCAUCUGCAGCCUGAGGAACAGGGAGGUGCGCCUGGCCUUGGUGAAGGUCGUGGGCGGGGGCGGCUCCAGGUCACGGAGAUGA
Urocitellus parryii (Arctic ground squirrel) is the source of this 831-nucleotide messenger RNA. NCBI's taxonomy places the organism in Eukaryota, Metazoa, Chordata, Mammalia, Rodentia, Sciuridae. The record is from RefSeq and is a predicted model, not a curated record.